AUGUCAAUGGUUUCUCAAGUUCCUUUUCAACUCUCCGGUCGGUAUGCCGAGCACAAUCGGUGGGAGGUUCUCAACGGCCCAGGCGACUCGCGUGCAACUGGAAGCCAAAUUAUCGAAGAUGAAGGUCUUGUUGGCCAGUGUGCAGAAAAGGUUGUCCUGAUCACCGGUGUUUCAUCUGGGAUCGGUGUUGAGACUGUGCGUGUCCUGGCAUCUACUGGAGCGACCAUCUUUGGCACGGCCCGGAACAUCGAAAAGGCAAAGGAGGCUUUGGGCUCGUUGCUCGAUACCGGGCGUGUGAAGCUUCUUUUCAUGGAUCAGACAGACCUCUCCAGUGUUCGGGCCUGCGCCGAGGGAUUCCUCAACCAAAGCUCCAAGCUCAACGUUAUAAUCAACAAUGCCGCUGUGAGUUCAUUAAUGCCGAUACAAAAGUGCGACCUCGCUAAUCGGACAAAGGUGAUGAAUACCCCCGAAAGUCGGACUAAAGAUGGCUUUGAGCUUCAGUUUGGAACCAAUCACUUGUCGCACUUCCUCCUCUUCUAUUUACUGAAAGACACCCUUUUGGAAACCGCACGUGUCUCGCCUGACUUCGCCUCUCGUGUUGUCAGCGUUGCCUCGGCAGCCCAUCGCUACAGCCCUAUUCCUCUGGACAACUUCAACUGGGAAGGUAACUACAACGGCUGGCUUGCUUAUGGAUCUAGCAAGACCGCCAAUAUCUACAUGACCACCCAAAUCGAGCGCUUAUAUGGCGCCCAAGGCCUUCAUGGCUUCAGCGUCCACCCCGGGGCUUUUAUGAGCUCCAACCUCCAGAAAUAUUCUCAGGAGGAAAUGAAAUCUAUUUUGGAAGACAAGCGUGGAAUGGCAUACUUGUCGAGUCUCGGACAGGCCUGCGCAACCAGCAUAUAUGGUGCUGUAUCGAGCGAGCUGGAAGGCAGGGGUGGCUUGUAUUUGGAAGGCGCAUCGGUGGCAAUUCAUCCGACACCACCGGGGGGAGAUGUGCUUGAAUAUGGAUAUGACAGUUGGGCAUUUGACCAGGCAAGAGAACAAGAAUUGUGGAAGCUUAGUAAAUCCUUGGUAGGAGUUGAGUGA
Penicillium salamii is the source of this 1086-nucleotide messenger RNA. The record is from the annotation of a GenBank genome assembly. NCBI's taxonomy places the organism in Eukaryota, Fungi, Ascomycota, Eurotiomycetes, Eurotiales, Aspergillaceae.